Pygocentrus nattereri (red-bellied piranha) is the source of this 2908-nucleotide messenger RNA. It is a transcript of the gene fbxo30b, whose product is annotated as F-box protein 30b. The record is from RefSeq and is a predicted model, not a curated record. Gene Ontology annotation, molecular function: ubiquitin protein ligase activity; zinc ion binding; protein binding. The transcript has 3 exons. The coding region runs from base 242 to 2803 and encodes 853 amino acids. Lineage: Eukaryota; Metazoa; Chordata; Actinopteri; Characiformes; Serrasalmidae.
UCGCUGGCGUCCCGGUCGGAGAGAGACAGCGGACACAGACUGAACAUUUCUGAAGAAGAUUUCAGAGACAAGCCGCAAUGGUUCGGAGUGAAAACGCGGUCCGGCCUGUUCUGCUGAGUCUUUUUUACUGAACGCCGGCGGAAAACGCGAGCUGAGCGGCCGCGGCUGAGCUGACAGGCUUCGACGUUGUGACCCAAAAGCUUGUGCUUCAGCCAUCAUCCCUGGCUCCACCGCUUUGAAAAUGGUGGAGCCCCAUGUUCACUGCAUUUCGUGUGUGAGCCGGCGGUGCAUGGUCAAGCCCGAGCCUGGCUUUUCUUGUGACCUCCUCGGUUGCCCACUGGUUUGCGGCGCCGUUUUCCAUGGCUGUAAGGUGGAUGAGCAUCAGCUACUGUGUCCGUUAGAGAGGGUUCCGUGCCUCAACCACAGCAUUGGCUGCCCUUUCAUGCUGGCCCGGGGCAAGAUGGCCGAGCACCUUGAGGUAUGUCCUGCUGGAGUGGUUUGUUGCACAAUGGAGUGGAAUAGGUGGCCUGUGAACGACGAGGAUUACCGCUCAUAUGAAAGAUUGAGUCGAGAUGCGGAUGAGGAAGAGCAGCUAGACAUGGCUCUUGCUUUGCAGGACCAGCGCACCAUGCUGGCCUCACUUAAACUCGUCUCUCUAGCACCUACUAGUGGCCCUGAGAAAAAGGCACAGCCUGUGGAGAACUUUGAAAAACCUAAUUUACUGACAGACAGUCCAGUUCCCACUCCACCAGCCGAGCGGCCUGCGGAUGAGGCGUCUGCGGCAUGCUGCUCAAAGGACAAAAUCAGCAAUGGAAUUAACGGAUUGAACGAGGAACGUUAUGGUGAGCUUUACCAAACCACAGUAGAGACAACCAAAAGCCUAGCUGCAGCCCUCAAUGUCCUAAUCCACCUCAAUGCCUCCGAUACACAGUGUUCCACCACAAGUGUGUCAGCAGCACAGUCAGAAUUAAAUGGAGAGUUACAUAAAUCACUUGUUAUGAAAGAAGAUGCCGGGUCCAACUGUGAUAAAAUAGCAAAUGGGGUUAGUGGUUUGAAUGAAGAGUUGCAGCCUCAGCGACAUCAAACCUUGAUGGAGCUGGGCAGAAGCUUGGCCUCUGCCCUUGGUGCGCUGGGGGAUGCCGUCAAAGGCACUGAACCAAUCAGUAGCUCCAAAGUCAACAAGACGAACAGUGAGAUCAACCAGCCAGAAACUGUAGAGUCAGCAGACAUUGAAAUGGAGGAUGCUACGUCUGAAGCGAAGGCCAUGUUUGGGGCAGUUGGUGGAAUUGAUGAUGGAGGCAUUAGUGAAGAGCAUUCUCAAGAGUCUUCAGGGUAUUUGCUCAGGCUGGAUGAUGCAGAUGAGCGGAGCUUGUGUAACAACUGUCACAAUGCCGUAGCAGCUACAGUGGAAUUACAGGAGAAUAUCAUGGAAGCGGCUGAGGUGGACCAUGAGUGCCCGGAGGCCAGUGGUUCGCUGGAGUUUGUUGGUCCAUUAAUUCCCCACAGAGCACAGGUGAGAUAUGAUCUAGCCCCUGUUGCUAUGCAGGAAGCAUCAGGAUCCCAGGUUCCGUUACUGCAGCCACCUGUCCAUGCCCAGGCAUUGGUUAUUCCCAGGGACUUUGCACUACCUUCCAUGGCAUUAGAUUUUGAAGACAGGGCUUUUGAGAGGAAACUCCAAAACCUUCAGUUGCUGCGUAACUUUAUGCCGCUCGCCCUUAACGGACGGAGGAGUUGUCCUGUGGACAGCUACCCACACAGGUAUCCUCGCUGCAAAAUGGAAGACAAAUCUGUAGACACAUCCGACCUGGAGCAGGAGCCUCGGGAUGACCCCAUGGGGCUCGGAGAGAUUGAUUUCAUAGCCGCUGCCCUGCUUUUCUGCUUGGAGGAGUCACCCCGGGCCCGGAGGAUAUCAGACACUGUCUACGCUUUUGGCGGUUCGCGGGUCGAUUUCGGUACCCAGACAUUCAGCUUCCCUGCUGCGAUCUUGGCCACCAGCACUAUGGUCGGGGAGGUGGCAUCAGCCUCUGCAUGUGACCGAGCUGCACCCCGCCUCUCGCAGCCCAGCCCCUUCUGCACUCUGCGGCUGGACCUGACGCUGGAGCAGCUGGUGCCCCGACCCAGCUGGGCCCCGCGUGAAGGCUCCAUGUUCACCUUUGAAUGUGGCCAGCUCUUCCGCCGGGAAGAGUUCCUCUCACACUUCCGCAACGUCCAUGGAGACAUCCAUUCGGGCCUGAAUGGCUGGAUGGAGCACCGCUGCCCGCUGGCCUACUAUGGCUGCACCUACUCACAACGCAGGUUCUGCCCUUCCACUCAUGGGUCAAGGGUUGUUCACAACCGCCACCUCAGGUCCUUUGGGGUGCAGCCUGUGAUGGAUGUGGUGGUGGAGCCUGGGUGCGACCGCCUGAGUGGAUUGCCCUUUGAGAUUCUCCAGCAUGUAGCACGGUUCCUGGAUGGCUUCAGCCUCUGCCAGCUGUCCAUGGUGUCCCGCACCAUGAGGGAUGUUUGUGCUAGUCUCUUGCAGACACGGGGCAUGGUGGUGGUACAGUGGGAGAAGAGGCAGUACCCAGACGGAAGAAGAACCUGGCAGAUAAAAGACAAGGUGUGGCGGUUCAGUACAGCCUUCAGUCCGGUGACUAGGUGGGAAUUUGCGGACAUUUCCAGCAUGGCGGACCACCUGAAGCACUGCCUGUAUAAUGAGGUCAACCGGCAGGUGGAGGCGGUGCCACUGCCCUGCAUGUGCACAACCAGGGAGCUCACCCGGGAUGGACGGUCGCUACGUUCGGUCCUUAAACCAGUAUUAUAACAAAUGAAACACUUCACACCAGAACGCAAGAGCUAAAACACUACCUUACCUAACCUCUUUAAUCUGUACUAUCUAUCACUGUGUACAUAAGACGAAAUAUUUUUU